UUCAGGCCCGAGGCCAUGCUGUGCACAGCCCUGGUCAUGGCUGGCAGCCUGGCGCUCAACGGCGUGGUUGCCCAUGCCUAUUACCUGAAGCACCAGUUCUACCCCACCGUGGUUUACCUCACCAAAUCCAGCCCCAGCAUGGCCGUGCUGUACAUCCAGGCCUUCGUGCUCGUGUUCCUGCUGGGCAAGUUCAUGGGCAAGGUUUUUCUUGGCAGCUGCGCGCGGGCCGAGAUGGAGCACCUCCUGGAGCGCUCGUGGUACGCGGUGACCGAGACCUGCCUGGCCUUCACCGUCUUCAGGGACGACUUCAGCCCGCGCUUCGUCGCCCUCUUCACCCUCCUCCUCUUCCUCAAGUGCUUCCACUGGCUGGCUGAGGACCGGGUGGAUUUUAUGGAGAGGAGCCCCAACAUCUCGUGGCUCUUCCACUUCCGCAUCGUCUCCCUGAUGUUCCUGCUGGGGAUCCUGGAUUUCCUCUUCGUCAGCCACGCCUACCACAGCAUCCUGACCCGCGGCGCCUCCGUCCAGCUCGUCUUCGGCUUCGAGUACGCCAUCCUGCUGACCAUGGUGCUGACCAUCUUCAUCAAGUACGUGCUGCACUCCAUCGACCUGCAGAACGAGAACCCCUGGGACAACAAGGCCGUGUUCAUGCUCUACACCGAGCUCUUCACCGGGCUGAUCAAGGUGCUGCUCUACAUGGCCUUCAUGACCAUCAUGAUCAAGGUGCACACGUUCCCGCUCUUCGCCAUCCGCCCCAUGUACCUGGCCAUGAGGCAGUUCAAGAAGGCCGUCACCGACGCCAUCAUGUCCCGCCGGGCCAUCCGCAACAUGAACACGCUGUACCCCGACGCCACGGCCGAGGAGCUGCAGGCCAUGGACAACGUGUGCAUCAUCUGCCGUGAGGAGAUGGUGACGGGCGCCAAGCGCCUGCCCUGCAACCACAUCUUCCACACCAG
Messenger RNA from Agelaius phoeniceus (red-winged blackbird), 953 nucleotides. NCBI's taxonomy places the organism in Eukaryota, Metazoa, Chordata, Aves, Passeriformes, Icteridae. The record is from RefSeq and is a predicted model, not a curated record.